Molecule: messenger RNA, 1614 nt
Organism: Prosopis cineraria
Lineage: Eukaryota; Viridiplantae; Streptophyta; Magnoliopsida; Fabales; Fabaceae
Product: L-2-hydroxyglutarate dehydrogenase, mitochondrial-like
Exons: 5
Coding region: 33-1358 (441 amino acids)
Cellular component (GO): mitochondrion
Molecular function (GO): (S)-2-hydroxy-acid oxidase activity; (S)-2-hydroxyglutarate dehydrogenase activity
Source: RefSeq, a predicted model, not a curated record
UAACUGGAGCAAGGGGAGCGACGGAGCGAGCCAUGAGAAUGCUGAAGCAGACGCUUGAAAGCUUAGGGGCAAACCUUGCAUCAUCAACAAGUGGUAUUCACACGAAAUUGAAGAGUUUAGCUGCGAAUUCGAUCAGGAGAUACAGCAACAAUAACAGCAUACCAGGCUCGGUCGCCAGGGAAAAAGUGGAUUGCUUAGUGAUCGGGGCUGGUGUUGUGGGCCUAGCAGUAGCCAGAGCACUUGCGCUCAAAGGCAGAGAGGUAUUAGUCGUUGAAUCGGCUUCCACAUUUGGCACUGCCACUAGUUCUCGAAACAGUGAAGUCAUUCAUGCCGGAAUCUAUUACCCUCGCAAUUCCUUCAAGGCAAGGUUUUGUGUAAGAGGAAGAGAAAUGCUAUAUGAGUACUGCUCCAAGCAUGGUAUUCCUCAUAAACAAACCGGUAAGCUGAUAGUUGCUUCUCGAUACUCAGAAAUUUCAAAGCUGAAUGAUAUAAUGAAUCGUGGGAUUCAAAAUGGAGUUGAUGGCUUGAGGAUGAUGGAUGGCUCUGAGGCCGUGAGAAUGGAACCUGAAUUGCAAUGCAUCAAAGCUAUACUAUCACCUCUUUCAGGGAUUAUUGAUUCCCACUCUUUCAUGCUGUCUUUAGUGGGGGAAGCUGAGAAUAACAAUGCAAUCUUCUCCUAUUAUUCAACCGUGAUUGGUGGGCAUCUUGAAGGAGAUCAGAUUUGUCUGCAUGUAUCAGAAACGAAGAGUGUUGAAGAAUGGAAUGGGAGGUCAAUUUUGAAUCCAGAUCUGGUCCUUAUCCCUAAAUUUGUAGUGAACUCUGCAGGCCUUGGUGCCCCUGCCCUUGCAAAGAGAUUUACUGCCCUACAAAGUAGUGAAGUUGUACCCUCUGCCUAUUAUGCUCGUGGUUGUUACUUCACAUUGUCCAAUGCUAAAGUUCCUCCUUUCAAACAUUUGAUAUAUCCCAUACCAGAGGAUGGUGGCCUCGGUGUGCAUGUUACUCUGGAUUUGAAUGGUCAGGUCAAGUUUGGCCCAGAUGUUGAAUGGAUCGACGGAGUUGAUGGUAUCUCAAGCUUUCUCAAUAGGUUUGACUAUUCAGUACCUGCAGAGCGUGUGGAGAAGUUUUAUCCAGAGAUACGGAAGUAUUACCCAAACCUGAAGGAUGGAUCUCUUGAACCAGGGUAUUCAGGAAUUCGACCUAAACUUUCAGGACCCCAUCAGACACCUUUUGAUUUUGUGAUACAGGGGGAGGAAAUUCAUGGGGUGCCUGGUCUUGUUAAUCUUUUUGGGAUUGAAUCACCUGGUCUGACAUCAAGCAUGGCAAUUGCAGAUUAUAUUUCCGCUAGAUUCCUACGAUGAUGCCUGGUUCUGUUUCUACAAUUUGCGCAUGCAAGUACUUGUGACAAUGUAAAACUUGUAAAAGGUCGAAGCUGUAGCAGUAUUGCCAUGGACCGUCCACUAGGCGAUUUUUUUUCCCUUCUCUUUUCUUUAUCAUAAUUUAAUUUUAUAUACAUUUAUAUGUAAUAUAAAAAUUAAACAAAUGAAUGAUAUAUAGUAUGAUUUUAUUAUUAUUUUUUAAUAUUCAAUGAUAAAUUUAUACUAGAUAUAACAUGAU